AUGUUUGCUGUCAAUCAGCUCCUAAAAGACUUGGGCUACAAUGUGGUGCGUACCAUCGGUGAAGGUACCUUUUCCAAGGUCAAAUUAGCAACAUCUCAAAAAUAUCACCGCGAUGUUGCUAUUAAAGUGGUGGAUAGAAGAGAAGCACCAGAAAUAUACUCCACAAAAUUACUGCCUCGUGAGCUGGAAAUACUAAGGACUGUCAACCAUCCUAAUGUCAUAGCUGCCUACGAAUUUAUUGCCGUAAGCAACGGACUGCACUUUAUAGUAAUGGAACUGUGCUUCACAGAUCUACUGAAGGUCAUAGAGGAUAAUGGGAGACUGACAGAAGCCAAGGCCAAAUCUCUCUUCCAGCAGAUUGUCUGCGCUAUGAGUUAUCUGCACCAUAAUCAGAUCGUUCACAGGGAUCUCAAGUGUGAAAAUAUUCUCCUGACGGAGGAUCAUAAGGUCAAGAUCACAGACUUUAACUUUGGGAAGUUGCUAGACAGCACAGACUUGUCUACCACAUACUGUGGUUCUGUGGCAUAUGCUUCACCUGAGGUACUGCAGGGAAUCCCAUAUGACCCAAAGAAAUAUGACAUAUGGAGCAUAGGCGUGAUACUCUACAUGAUGGUAAUAGGUACUUUUCCAUUUGAUGACAGCAACAUCACUGCCUUGCCAGAACUUCAGGAGAAGGGUGUAGAGUUUCCGAAAGACUUGACUUUGGACAAAAAGUAUGAAAAUCUUAUCAAAGCAUUACUGGAAUACAGCCCUCAUCAACGACCAGACAUUGGCGCAGUCUUAGUGCACAGCUGGCUAGAAGAACCAAUAAACCAAGCAGGUUAA
This is a messenger RNA of Nanorana parkeri, 825 nucleotides long. It is a transcript of the gene TSSK6, whose product is annotated as testis specific serine kinase 6. The record is from RefSeq and is a predicted model, not a curated record. Gene Ontology annotation, biological process: protein phosphorylation; microtubule cytoskeleton organization; intracellular signal transduction. The coding region runs from base 1 to 825 and encodes 274 amino acids. Lineage: Eukaryota; Metazoa; Chordata; Amphibia; Anura; Dicroglossidae. Gene Ontology annotation, molecular function: tau-protein kinase activity; ATP binding; protein serine/threonine kinase activity. The transcript is spliced from 2 exons. Gene Ontology annotation, cellular component: cytoplasm.